AUCAAAUAAAUCCACGUUUGAUUGCAUCCUCAUGUCUGCGUCUGGAUCCAUCUAACCUGAGCAUCUGCCGGUCCGGUCUGCUCCACUGCUUGGAUACGAAGGUAGGACAGUCACAAGGUCAUUAUCAGUUACACCUUCAUUCGCCUUCAUGUGGGGACAGAACAUGAACAUGGCGAAGAGAGUAAGCAUCAUGGAUAGCCACGGGGUGAAUGUGACUGAAUAAGAAGCCCUCACCUUUCCAGGUGCGAGUAGCGGUGCGCCUCCGGCCGUACAUGGAGAAGGGGGAAGAUGAGGUCUGUGUCCGGGGCCUGGACUCGCAGUCACUGGAGAUUGUAAACUGCAGAAACCAGCUGAAAACCAUGCAGUACCACGUUGAUGCCUUUUAUGGGGACAAUGCCACCCAGUGUGAGAUCUACAACGGCUCUGUGUAUCCACUUCUUCCUCACUUAUUAGUUGGGCAGAAUGCCAGUGUGUUUGCCUAUGGACCAACAGGAGCGGGUAAGACCCACACAAUGCUGGGGAGCCCAAGCGAACCGGGUGUCAUACCACGAGCUGUGAGAGGCCUGCUGUAGAUGACUCGGGAGGCAAAUUAUAAGCUUGAGGAGGAGAACUGGAGCUACUCAAUGACCAUGUCCUAUGUGGAGAUCUAUCAGGAGAAGGUGAUGGAUCUUCUGGAGCCCACGAACAAGGCCCUUACAAUCCGAGAAGACAAAGACCACAAUAUCCUCAUCCCGGGGGUAACUCAGAAGACCAUCAACACCUUCUCAGACUU
Molecule: messenger RNA, 772 nt
Organism: Bufo gargarizans (Asiatic toad)
Lineage: Eukaryota; Metazoa; Chordata; Amphibia; Anura; Bufonidae
Product: kinesin-like protein KIF22
Exons: 4
Coding region: 273-572 (99 amino acids)
Biological process (GO): microtubule-based movement
Cellular component (GO): kinesin complex; microtubule
Molecular function (GO): microtubule binding; ATP binding; microtubule motor activity
Source: RefSeq, a predicted model, not a curated record